AUGGCGCCCUUUGACCAGCAGAACUGGAACGCCAAGAGCCGCUCCAUCAAGCUGUACGUGAGGCGCGUCUUCAUCAGCGAUGAGUUCGACGAGGACCUCAUGCCCCGCUACCUUUCAUUCGUCAAGGGUGUGGUUGACUCGUCCGACCUGCCCCUGAACGUGAGCCGCGAGAUCCUGCAGGAGAGCCGCAUCACGCGCGUCAUCCGCAAGCAGCUCAUCCGCCGCAGCCUUGAGAUGAUGGAUGACCUGGCGUCCAAGGAGGGGGGUGAGGACUACAAGACCUUCUGGGAGAGCUUUGGCCGUAACCUCAAGGUCGGUGUCAUCGAGGACCAGGACAACCGCCCCCGCCUGGCCAAGCUGCUGCGCUUCUUCAGCUCCAAGUCUGAGGACGCCCCCACCAGCCUGGAGGCCUACGUCAGCCGCAUGAAGGAGGGACAGAAGGGCAUCUACUACAUGGCCGCGGACAGCGUGGAGGUGGCUGCUGCGGCGCCUUUUGUUGAGAAGCUGGCUGCCGACGGCUACGAGGUGCUGUACCUCACGGAGGCCAUCGACGAGGCCGUGGUGACCAACCUCGGGAAGUUCAACGAUCUGGACCUGGUGGACGUGUCCAAGGAGGGGCUGGACCUGCCGCAGGGGGAGGAGGACGCCAAGAAGAAGGAGGAGCUUGAGAGCUCGUUCAAGGACGUGACGGCCUUCCUGAAGGAGACCCUGGGGGAGCGCGUUGAGAAGGUGGUGCUGUCCUCGCGCCUGCUGGACUCGCCCUGCGCGCUGGUGACGUCCAAGUUUGGGUGGAGCGCCAACAUGGAGCGCAUCAUGAAGACCCAGGCCAUGGGUGAUGCGCGCGCCAUGGAGUACAUGAGGGGCCGCAAGAUUCUGGAGGUCAACCCGGAUCAUGACAUCGUCAGGGGCAUCAAGGUGCUGCUGGCGGACGGCGACAAGCCGCGUGCUGCUGACCUGUCUGUGCUGCUCUACGAGACCUCCCUCCUCACCAGCGGCUUCAGCCUCGACUCUCCCCGCGACUACGCCCAGAAGGUCUUCACCCUGAUGAACUUCGCCAUUGGCAGCGACGCCCUGCCGGACGACGACACCUCGGCGCCCUCAACCUCGGCCAGCAGCGGGACGGCGGAGCCAGUGGAGGCCGAGGUUGUCAGCAGCGACCCCAACGACCCCUGGGGCAAGAAGUGA
Messenger RNA from Monoraphidium neglectum, 1185 nucleotides. Its product is annotated as Heat shock protein 83. Bases 1 to 1185 code for a protein of 394 amino acids. The transcript is spliced from 9 exons. Gene Ontology annotation, cellular component: plasma membrane; perinuclear region of cytoplasm; cytosol. Gene Ontology annotation, molecular function: ATP-dependent protein folding chaperone; ATP hydrolysis activity; ATP binding. Gene Ontology annotation, biological process: protein stabilization; protein folding; cellular response to heat. Lineage: Eukaryota; Viridiplantae; Chlorophyta; Chlorophyceae; Sphaeropleales; Selenastraceae. The record is from RefSeq and is a predicted model, not a curated record.